AAUAUCUCAAGCUCCUUCCUCUUUUAUGAUUAUCUUUUCUUGAAUUGGGUAUUUUAAACUUUUGGUCCAUUGUAUUUGGUCUGCGACAAAAUGGUUGGGAGAGAGAAAAAAUUCCCUAGUCAAGAAGGAGUAAAAAUUAAAUGAUUGAAAGAAAACAAAAUAAAUCUUUAUGACUAUUUAUACCAUUAUCCCUCCGACUACUUUUUCUUUUUCAUUGGGAGAUUUUAGAUUAAUGUGAUAUAAUCUACAAUGCUGAUUUCAAAGGUGCAGUCUCACCCUUCUUAUUAAAUUAGGGCACACACUAUAAUGUAUCUUGAUUACUAUAUAUGUAUCAAGACUUGAGCCAAAGAAUCACAUGGAUGGUUUCAACCCUAAGAACAUUACCACACAGCCACCAACCCUAUGUAUGGUCCUUAUUCCAAACAAUCAAAAGAUGAACCAAUGACCAUCAAUGUAUAUGCCACUUAAAGCCACCACCAUACCUUCCAUAAUAUCAUCAUCGAAUUACACUUUUACCCCUUUAGUUUUGUUUCAAAAAAUUAAACACUCUCAUCUCUUCCUCAUGAGCGCUUCUUCCCUGUAUAUGUAUAUAUAUAUAUAUAUGUAUAUCAUCACCUCCAUUGCCAAUCAUCAUCAUAUCUUCUAGAGAAAGAAAAGGAAAAAGAAAAAGAAACAGAAAUACUAAGAACCCAAAUACAAGUAAUGGGUUCUCUUCCACAUAUAGUAGAAGACUGCAUGGGUGUCCUUCAACUCUUUAGUGAUGGUACCAUUUUCAGGUCCAAAUAUAUUGAUUUCGAUAUACCAGUCAUCAAUGACAAUUCAAUCCUCUUCAAAGACUGUCUUUAUGACAAAACUCACAAUCUUCAUCUUCGUCUCUAUAAACCUGCUUUACCUAAUUCUUCAAACAAGAAACUUCCUGUAGUAAUCUUUAUCCACGGUGGUGGGUUUUGUGUAGGCUCUCGUGUAUGGCCUAACUGCCACAACUGCUGUCUCCGGUUAGCCUCCGGUCUCAACGCUCUUGUCGUGGCUCCUGACUAUCGUCUAGCGCCGGAACAUAGGCUACCGGCGGCUAUGGAUGAUGGGAUUAGCGUCAUGAAGUGGAUACAAGCUCAGGUUUCGAGUGAAAAUGGUGAUGCAUGGUUUAGUAGUAGUAAGGUUGACUUUGACCAGGUGUUUGUUAUGGGUGAUUCGUCUGGUGGCAAUAUUGCACACCACUUGGCGGUUCGGCUCGGUUCAGGUUCGACAGGUUUAAAACCGAUUCGAGUACGAGGUUAUAUUCUGUUGGCGCCAUUUUUUGGUGGGAUUGCUAGGACAAAAUCAGAGGAAGGGCCUAGUGAACAGUUGCUGAGUCUGGAUAUACUAGACAGAUUCUGGAGGCUUUCUAUGCCUGUUGGAGAAGGUAGAGACCAUCCAUUGGCGAACCCAUUUGGACCAUCUAGCUUGAGUCUUGAAACGGUAGCUCUUGAUCCAGUCUUGGUGAUGGUAGGCAGCAGUGAACUGUUGAAAGAUAGGGUUGAGGAUUAUGCAAGAAGGUUAAAACAUAUGGGAAAGAAGAUCGAUUAUCUUGAAUUUGAGGGGAAGCAACAUGGUUUCUUCACCAAUAAUCCAUACUCUCAAGAUGCAGAUAAAGUUAUAGAAGUUAUCAGGAAGUUCAUGUUUGACAACUUGAAUUCUUCUUAAUUAUAAUAUAAGAUUAUGUAGCUGUUAGGAUUUUUAGUACAUUUCAUUUCUUUAAUAUAAUUUCUGGAGUUUGGAGUAUUCUUCUUUGAAUUUUGGAAUUAUAAUUAUGGGAUUAUAAUGUAUUAUUAUAUGAUAAUGAUGCUAAAAUUUUGUAAUAU
Ricinus communis (castor bean) is the source of this 1838-nucleotide messenger RNA. RefSeq names its product probable carboxylesterase 15. Gene Ontology annotation, molecular function: hydrolase activity. Lineage: Eukaryota; Viridiplantae; Streptophyta; Magnoliopsida; Malpighiales; Euphorbiaceae. The transcript has 2 exons. Bases 703 to 1680 code for a protein of 325 amino acids. The record is from RefSeq and is a predicted model, not a curated record.